GGGUGAGCUAUUCUGAAUAACAUGAGGGGAGGACCUUGAUCAUCAAAGGGAAGGCAUAUUCCAGAAAGCCAUUGUGCUAAGGAUCCACAGUUGCCAGGCAUGUCCAUGGAAUUUUCACCCCUCGGUUGCACAGCUGUGAUCUGUUAUUCCUGUCAUCUUUUCUGGCAUACAAGGCACAGUGUGAGAAGAUACAACUGAGGUCAGUUUUAUACAAGGGGAACAUGGGAUGGUUUGUUCUCUGGACUGAGCAUAUCUGCUUCAGGGAUGUAGAGGUCCACAGUGCCUGACACACUGUGACUCCAGACACAGCUUCGUCAACUCUAACUUACUGCUUUCUGCAGGCAGAGGUAUGACUCUUAUGUUCCCAGCUGUGAGUGGCCACCACCCUCUGUCACUCAUGCCUUCCAAGCCCAGAUCCUUAGGUUCCCCUUUGUCUUACUACCUGUGUUCCAUGUUGCUUGCUUCUUCCAUGGGUGAGGAGACUCCUUUUUGCAACACAGCACUUUGGAACUGUCACUCAUGCUUCUGGGAAGCAAUUUGCAGGCACAAGUGGAAGAACAAAGAACCUGGAAUUGCAGAGUGCCAAAAUGGAGCUCAGCAGUGGUCACCACAGGCCAGUUGUUGAGUAGAGCAACGAACACACAAGGGCAUGUCAUGGAAGACUUCACAAAGGCAAUUGAGCAGGUCCAAGGACAGCAUGGCAAGACAGUGAUCACUAGUGUGAAAAGUCAGAGAUGGUAGAGCUGCCUUUGAGAGUUGGGGGAAGUGAGGUGAGAAUCACUGGGAUUCACCAUAUGACACCUGCAUGAGCUGAAGCAAGAGAAAGAAUACCAGUUGCCAUGCAGAAAAUGCUGCCGGUGUGUCAUGCCCUGUGCUAACUGCUCUGGACAUGUAUCAUCUUGAUCUGGAUUUUCCUGGCUGCACACAUUCCUCCUCGCUAUCGCCUUCACUUUUCCUCCUGGAUCCAGGGCUCAGUGUGGCGACCGGCUCAGACUAGACCCCAUCAUGGAUCCACUGCAGAAAUGGGAUCCACUGUUGAUUUCUGUGCCCUCCUGCAUGGCCACUGUGACAAGCUCCCAAGAGUCCUCAGCCUUCCCUCAGCCUUCCUCCUCAGAAAAGCUAAGUGUGGGGCUCAGUGGGCUGAGCCUCAGCCCCAGCCCCAGCUCAGGUGUCCCUGCCCCUCUGUCACAGGGGCUGCUCCAGCAGCAGGCCAGGGAGAAGAAGGCCCUGUGGCAGCAGUACUGGGAGAAGCAGGGCUUUCCUCAGAGGAAGAAGGUCUUCCUGAGGCACUCGAGACGCUGGCACCGGGAUCACAUGGCACCUUACCUGCUUGAAAAGGAUGUCAGAGGAGGCAGAUCCCAGAAUCAGCUCCUCUGCCAGGGCCACGUGCUUAAUAGUGCUGGGGUGAGUGGAGAGAGGAACGCAGCUCCCAACCCUCCGUCCUGGGAAAUGCUGGUGCAGGGCUUCAGUGGCCUCACCCUCAGCCUGGGAGCCAACAGACCAGGCCCCCUGCCGGAGGGGCCUCUGCAGCAGCAGGAACCAGAGGAGAUGUGCCAGCAAAAGAGGCAGCAGGAAAGCAUCAGGAUGCUCAAGUAGAGGGUGGGAGCAGGCUGAGGUCUGUCUGGCCCCCAAAAGAUGGAGGCGAAAACGGAUUCAGACAGUGCUGCACUUAAAGCUCAAGAGCCUGGACUCUUCUGAUGUCAAGGCAGUCAGCUGCCUUUGGACGAGCCCCAGCGCUUGUGCUAGGAGGGUAACUGUCCUAGGAAAGGCCUCACUUUCCUGCCUAUGUCUUUUAGCAUGCCUUUUUGGGUAUGGUGCAGGGUGUUAACCUGUUCAGAAGAAACCUGGGUACCAGGGAUCCCUGAAUGCCCAUGAUGUGAUUCACACACUGAGGGUUUUCACUGGUUUUCCUUGGAAAUCAGCACAGCUCCUUCCCAAAUUUCUGUCAAAUCGAACCAACACAACAUGUGUAUAUAUGUUUAUAUAUGUAUAUCUAUGUAUAUGUGUAUAGACAGAGAAGACAUACCUAGUAUAUAUGUCUUCCACUUGCCUUCUCAAUGUGCAUUUAUUGAGUGAUUCCCCACUAGGAAUCACUAGGUACUAUGGAAUGCAUGUGCCAGGUAAGAGAGGGAGGGAGGGGAGGAGGGAGGGAGGGAGAGAGAGAGAGAGAGAGAGGGAGAGAGAGAAGGAGAGAGAGAGAGGGAGAGAGAGAGAGAGGAGGAGAGAGAGAGAGAGAGGGAGAGAGAGAGAGAGAGAGAGAUUGGCUUGCAUCUUCCAGAAACUGAAGCAAGAGAAUACAGGCUUAAAGUACCUACCUACCCAGUGUAACUACCUACCCAGUGUACAUCCAGUGGUGUGAACCCAUGUGGAAGAAGAGAAGUUUUCCUCCUUAACCAUGGUGCUUAAUGGUGGCUCCCUGGUGGAAUUUCCCAUGUGUCCACUCAGUUAAUGGUCAUAGCAGACCUUGACGUGGGGGUUUGCAACUGUGUGCCUUCCCCCUUCCCACUCCUUCCCUCUGGCUCUUAAUCUGGUCAAUAAAAUAAGACCCAGAAGUGGUUCAGGAAAGCCAUAGUUUCAUUCAGACGAGGAUGCAAAGAGAUGAGAAGCUCAAGUAUGUCUGCUGGUGUGCAUGCUGGGGGCAGCAUGGACAGUCUGCAUGGGCAAGGGCUGUAGUGAAGGAAGUUUUGGGUGGCAUCAGUUUGAGCUCAGAAAUUGGUGGUAACUGGUGAAUGUCCCAUGAUUUCCUGUAACGACACUGUACUUAACCAUGACCUGGCUAUACACAUACUAUUGACUAGAAGCUGGACAGGGGAGCAUUUGGCCUUCAGAUUUUCCCUUUCUGGUCAAGGGCCAGCAGUGGAAAGUCCUCUAAAUGGGUUUAUUAGUGGUAGUACUAGGGAUUUGUGUGUGCUGUGUUUUGUAGCUGUGAAAGACUCUGAUCAUCCAAAGAGAUCAGCAGGAAUAGCAGAAUGCAUCCUUUGUUGAACUGAUAAAAAGGACAGCAUUUUACCUGCCUGAGGGCCACAGGGGGUGGGGGAGGAGACAAGACAGGGCUUAUUCAAAUGAGAAGUUGUCCUUUGUUCCAGGUUUCUGCCUAGCAGCCACUCUGCACUAGACACAGGAAUGCCAUGUAUGCUUAAAGGGAACCUGCUAUUAACCUCCAGGCUCAUUUUGUCUUGCUACUUGCUGGUGGACUGAAUUGAAACCAUGAUCAUGAUCGUUCUGGAGCAGUGCCCAGGGCACAGCCUCUGAAUGACAGAGACAGCCGGUGAAGACCUUCCUGCCAGCCAUUAUGGGAUACCUUGAUACCCAUGUGGGUGAAGGCUUAUGGUAGGAUAACCGCUGUCCCUGGACAUUUGGCCCUGAGAAGCAGAGCCUCUUUACUGAGUAACAGCGGGAGCAUGUGUGAGACCUGUCACUCUCUGUGCUGUUUGUCAUCCUUAUUCUUUUAUGGCCCUUGACCUGCGGUCUCUCUGUACAGGGCAUCACCUCUGUCUCUGUCUGAGCAGAGGGACAUGUCAAGGUGCACAUGUGUGUUUCAACUUCCCCACAUGGAAGUGAUUUGCUCUUUUCAAGUCCACAGUGUCCUGUGAUUGUACCAGACAGCAUGAAAUCCCCUGUUCCAACUGUGAAAACUGGUUCUCUUCUGUGAGCACCUGCCUCCUGUUGUUAAUGUGUACUGGAAUGUUAGCAAGUGCUUUUGUCAGAGAUUCUGAAACGUACAGAAACUGUGUAGUGGUCUCCACUCUAAUGCUGGAGACACCUUAUUUGUUCAAAUGAGGAGCUGGCCAUUGUUUGUGAGUUUUGUAACUCAUUGUCUAAGCCAUGCUACUGACUAUGUGAAGACUUAAAAUUCCAUUACAGUCUA
This is a messenger RNA of Meriones unguiculatus (Mongolian gerbil), 3868 nucleotides long. RefSeq names its product VCP nuclear cofactor family member 2 (gene Vcf2). Gene Ontology annotation, cellular component: nucleus. The transcript is spliced from 5 exons. Gene Ontology annotation, biological process: epigenetic programing of female pronucleus. The record is from RefSeq and is a predicted model, not a curated record. NCBI's taxonomy places the organism in Eukaryota, Metazoa, Chordata, Mammalia, Rodentia, Muridae. The coding region runs from base 1006 to 1596 and encodes 196 amino acids.